Bombyx mandarina (wild silkworm) is the source of this 3178-nucleotide messenger RNA. RefSeq names its product Segment polarity protein dishevelled (gene dsh). Gene Ontology annotation, cellular component: cytosol. NCBI's taxonomy places the organism in Eukaryota, Metazoa, Arthropoda, Insecta, Lepidoptera, Bombycidae. Gene Ontology annotation, molecular function: frizzled binding. The record is from RefSeq and is a predicted model, not a curated record. Gene Ontology annotation, biological process: intracellular signal transduction; canonical Wnt signaling pathway.
CUGAUAUUUAUAGAUCGUAGGGAGUGUUGUUUUUCAAUAAAUAAAUGUGUUAAAAUGGAGGAAACGAAAGUAAUUUAUUACAUAGACGAUGAAGAAACUCCGUAUUUGGUUAAAAUACCUAUUUCACCCGAGAAAGUUACGUUAUUAGACUUCAAAAAUCAGUUAAACAGACCGAACUAUAAAUUUUUCUUUAAAUCGAUGGACGAUGAUUUUGGUGUUGUUAAAGAAGAAAUAGUCGAUGAUAACGCUCAUUUGCCGUGUUUUAAUGGUCGUGUUGUGUCGUGGCUCGUAUCCGCCGAGGGCUCGAACCCCUCAGACGGCGGCUCCCAGUGUACGGACAGUAACGCAGGCAAGACAAAACCAGCUCAUGGAGCUCCAGCGGCGCCUCUCACGAGGGACACCUGUACGGAUACGGACAGUACGAUAAGCUCCCGACCGGGGCACAGAGCUUCCUGCGACAAAUACAAAUAUAGGGGCCUCCGAAUCAAUGGACACUCGAAAUUUGGCAAUCAUGGCCUAGAGUAUGAGACUGCUUCGGUAUUAAGCUCGGAUUUAGACUCGACUAGCUUGUUUGACAGUCAAUCUGAAAUAACCAAUACAACAGGUCGCCACACAAACGCUUCAGUAGACAGAGCACUAACAGAGUGUAGCAGUGUAUCGCAUCUUCAAGUGAGUUCGCGAAAACGACCUCAAAGACGGCGGAAAAGACCUCAAGUUAUGUCCCGAACGUCAUCGUACUCCUCGAUCACGGACUCUACAAUGUCUAUGCACAUUAUCACUGUUACUUUAAAUAUGGACACAGUCAAUUUUCUGGGGAUCUCGAUAGUGGGGCAGUCCAACAAGGGUGGGGAUGGUGGAAUUUACGUCGGAAGUAUCAUGAAGGGCGGUGCUGUGGCCCUAGACGGAAGAAUAGAGCCCGGUGACAUGAUUCUGCAGGUCAAUGAUGUCAAUUUCGAAGAUAUGACCAAUGAUGAAGCUGUCCGCGUGCUCAGGGAGGUCGUUCAGAAGCCUGGACCCAUCAAACUGGUGGUAGCCAAAUGCUGGGAUCCCAAUCCUAAAGGAUACUUUACCAUACCCAGAACAGAACCUGUCAGACCAAUAGACCCAGGGGCAUGGGUGGCUCACACGCAGGCCCUUCGCGAGGCGUAUCCGCCGCCGCCUCCCUCGUUGUCCGCGCUGCCGGUGUCGUCGGUGUCGGAGCGCGGGGCUUCGGACGCCAGCACGGUCCCGGCCGGAGCCCUGGAGCCCCAGCUCUCGGUCAACAUGGACAUGGCUGUCGUCGUGAGGGCCAUGCUGAGGCCGGAUUCUGGACUGGAGAUCCGUGAUCGGAUGUGGUUGAAGAUAACUAUACCUAAUGCAUUCAUCGGUGCUGACAUAGUGGACUGGAUACUACAGCACGUAGCCGGGAUAGCUGACCGGAGAGACGCAAGAAAAUAUGCCUCACAUAUGCUCAAGGCCGGCUUCAUAAGGCACACGGUUAACAAGAUAACGUUCAGCGAGCAGUGUUACUACGUGGCGGGCGCGGGCUGGCUGGGCGGCGAGCUGUCCUCGCUCAGGAUACGUGCUGACGACGCUGACGUCAAGCCCCUCCCGGACCCAGGCCUCAUGGCCCCAGGAUACGUACCAUAUGCUGGCUCGUAUGGCUACCAGCCCAUACCCUUCAAGUAUUCCUGUGCCAACAGCGAACACACCAUAUACGGGUACAACCGAGAAGAGUCCGCGGUGUCGGGCAGCGGGGGCUCGAGUGGGGGCUCGGAGCGCGGCGCGGGGGGCGGCGGCGGUCCGGGGGGCACCGGGGGGCCCACGCUCGACGAGAGGAAGUCCUCCUCGUCCGGCUCGCGCUCCUCGCCGCGGCCCGCCGACAGGCCUGUGCUCUUCCUAUAACGGACCCAGUUGUGAUCCCGCCCGCGCCGGCUGGGAGCGUUUCUAUGAACACCGCAGAUGCGGUGGUAGCGUUGUGAACAUAUUUGUAUACAUGUCACCUAAUGUUAUAUGAGUAUAUCCGGGGAAGUUUAUCGGUACGAUACAGGUCGUGUAAAUAAAUUUUAAGAGAUAAUUAUUAGCGUUUGACUCGGACCUCGUGUCUCAAAGGUUGUGGUCCACGGGCCCCGGUGCAGUUGAUAAUGUCUUCGAUGAUCACACUCCGGGCUGUGCUUAGGAUGAGAAUGUACAAGUUUGUACAACCCUUGAUUUUUAAUUACCAGAUAAAUUUUGGGAGUGACGUGGAGGGGGAAGCUUAGUGACGACGUGUUGAUGUCCACGGGCGACAGUGAGAUAAUCUAAUAACUCAUUAAUACUUUUGAAAUCAAUCACAACGUGGCUAGUAGUAGACUGCAGAUAGCUCGUCCGCUUUGGCCCCAAAUGACGUCAUAUGUUAGGAAGUCGAGUCCAGGUGCGAUUGAUUAAGGUCUUAAACAAAUUCUAUAGUCUUAAUAUCAAUGAUUGGAUUGCUCGGUGCUUUUGUCCGGGAUCCCCGUUGCGAUGUAAACAUUACGACCUCCUUCGAAGUUGAACUUCUGUUCGCGACGAACUCGCGCGCGUGCUUGUACACUAACAUAACGAUGGUCACGUACAAUUAAUUGUAUGCGUGUUGGAUAAAUACGUUGUAAGUUGAUUAGUGAAAUAUUUGAGUUACCCUCCAGAAGUGCAUCUUCUCACGUGCGCACAUCGCAAUUUUUUUACCAUCGCAUCUGCUCGUCCUCAUGGUUCAUAAUCAUAAUUCAGUUACACUCCAGAAGUGCAACUUCUCACGUGCGCACAUCGCAGAUAAGACUUCUCGAAACAAUCGCAUCUGUCCAUACUCAUGGUUGGAUCUCGGAAGAGUUCUGGAAGAUUCUUCCACCGUUUCCCUCGUCAGCCACGGUCGCUUCUGUUUUUGGUAAUUAAAAAAAUUUAUAUUCCAUUGGGACACCGAGUUGUCCUUGUAGUUUGAGCUAUUGAUUGACAUGUCAGAACGGUACUGACAUGCGACAAGUCUGAUUUGACGAUUUCGAACGUUAGUUACAAUUGGCAGCGAUGAUUAUUGUUAAUAUUUAAGAGUACGUGCCAUUUUAUUGUAUUAUUAUAUUUGUUUAUAUUUUAUUUUGAAAAAUUUUCUUUGAGGUCGGACCGCGCUCAUUGCGGCUGUCCAUGGACGCAUUAGUCUCUUAAUUGUAGGUUUUUUUAAUUGCUUAAAUGG